This is a messenger RNA of Mycosarcoma maydis (corn smut), 1224 nucleotides long. RefSeq lists its product as uncharacterized. Lineage: Eukaryota; Fungi; Basidiomycota; Ustilaginomycetes; Ustilaginales. The transcript has 4 exons. The coding region runs from base 1 to 1224 and encodes 407 amino acids. The record is from RefSeq and is a predicted model, not a curated record.
AUGAGCGCGCCUGACAAGUCUUCGCUCCACGCCGGCGUCCAAAAGGUGCUCGACAAGUACACGUCCGGCACGGGCGCCACCAACGUCCCCGGAGCUGUAGCGUACGUCUCGGAUGCUUCGGGCAAAGAGGUUGCCUGGGCCGCCUCGGGCGUGAUCGAAGUGGGCAAGCCUGAACGCAUGAAGAAGGACACAAUCUUCUGGAUCGCAUCGUGCUCCAAGCUUCUCAUCUCGAUUGCAGCGUUGCAACUGGUCGAACGAGGCCAACUCGACCUCGACGAUCGCAUCGACAAGUUUCUCCCCGAAGCGGGCGAGCUCAAGAUGCUCAAAGACGGCUCGGCCCCCAACAAGAUCCCCACGGUAAGAGAUACGAUGCUUAUCCUUUCGGGUCAGGCUUGUGCCUUGUUCAACCAGGAACUUGCCGAUUGGUUCGCCAACAAAGGGCUGCCUCCUACAGCCCACCUCGAUUCGUCCCGCGCUAGCCUCUUCACCCCUUACGCCUCACAGCCAGGAGAAGAGUGGAACUACGGCUUCAACAUCGAUUGGGCAGGCAUGGCCGUCGAAGUGGUUACUGGCAAAGACCUCGAGUCGUACUACCGAGAAAACAUCUUUGCUCCACUAGGUAUCAAAGAGAUCACCUUCAAGCCUCGCUCGGCCGGUCUUGUCGACCGUCUCGCUGCCAGUCACAUGCGGAGUGAACAAGGCGAAAUCUUACCAUUCAUGCACCUUCUGCUGCCGGAGGAAGACAAGAUGGAAGCCAUCUAUCCCGGCGCCGGUCUGUUUGGCAACGGUGCAGAAUACGUCAAGAUCCUCGUUGCUCUGUUGAAUGGUGGAACUCAUCCUGCUGGCGGAACCAUUCUGAAGCCAGAGAGUGUAGAGCUGUUGAAGAAGGAUCAGCUCCACGGUAAACAGCUCGAUGGUUUGGAGCGGCAGUUCGACUGUGUGAUUCCGCAGGUGAUCAGUCCACGAUUCGCGGGAUGCCUCUCGCCUGGGUUGAAGAAGAAUUGGGCUUACGGCGGCUUGAGGCUCGGAGAAAAGCACCCAACGCGAGGACUCAGCGACGACUCGUUGAGUUGGUGCGGAGUGCAAAAUUCAUACUGGUGGAUCGACUUCAAGGACAAGACAUGCGGUAUGGUCCACACGCAGAUGAGUCCCUUCCCGGACAAAGCUGCCGAAGACAUGCUCGCCGAAGUGGAAAGUCAGGUCCACGCCGCUUACGCCACCUAA